AUGAAUAUCAAAUAGCCUGUAUAUGUUUAAGGUAUAUGGUAUAUAAAUUCAACAUAGAGGUCAAAUUGGACAAUUAUGAAAUUGUGUAACCUUUAGGCUAAGGUGCUUAUAGUGAGGUUGUUUUAGCAAAAAAUAGACUAACUGGGCAUGAAUCUGCUCUUAAAAUUGUUGAUAAGUCUUUUUUGAUUAAGGUAUAAGUAAUUGAAUAAGUUCAGGAAAAAAAGAUGCAUCAUGCAUGCAUAGAAAGAGAAGUGUUAGCUUAUUUGAGACAUAAAGGAAUUAUUAAGUUAUUUAAUUCUUUUGAAGACUAAAAUAAAUUGUAUUAUUCUUUGGAGUUGUUAAAUGAUGGCAAUCUUUUGGAAUACAUCAACAGUAUUUAAUAAUUUAAGAUAGAGUAUAAUUUUAAUGAAAAAAUGAUACAAUUUUAUACUGCUGAACUUUUAUUAAUUUUAGAGUAUUUACAUCAAAAUGGUUUAGUACAUAGAGAUAUAAAACCAGAGAAUAUUUUAUUGACAAAAGAUAAACAUUUAAAAUUAAUAGAUUUUGGAACAGUAUUUGUUUAUGAUGAAUAAAAAAUAAAUAUUGGAAGUAAAUUGGAAUAAAUAAGAAUUCAAUAUUAAAAAUAAAGAUCUCCAUCUUUAAAUGACUUUGAAAAGCCUCUUAUUAAAUUUUGUCGUGAUUCUAGUUUUGUUGGAACAUCAGAAUAUUUAUGUCCAGAACUUAUUGAUUAUAAUGUUGUUGGACCUUAAGCUGAUUUAUGGGCAUUAGGAUGUUUCAUUUAUUAAUUAUAUACACAUCGAACUCCAUUCUAUUCUGAAAAUGAAUUUCAAUUAUUCCAUAAUAUUAGUUAAUGUGAAUGGGAAAAAGAUUAAAGAAUAUCAAAUGAUGCUAUAGAAUUAAUCAAAAUAUUAUUAGAUAGAAAUCCAUAAAAUAGAUUUUAUGGAGAAAUCAAUGGUAAAAUUUUAAUAUAAAUAUAUAUAUUAAGAUUCUGAUUAUAAUUAUGAUAAUUUGAAAAAGCAUCCCUUUUUUAGAGGAAUAGAUUUCACAAAUAUUUGGUUACAAGAUGUUCCUUAACCUAGUGUUAAUAAAUAAAAAAGAAGAUUAAGUAGAUAUUAAACAACAAUGCUUGAUAAAUAGAAAGAGAGAGAAAAACCAGAUAUUAGAGGCAAUUCAGUAACUAAAUAAUAGACUGAUCAAAUUGUUUUAAAAGGUAAUGUAGAUAAAGAACAUGGUGUAUUAUUUAUGACUUAAUUUUCUAUAAGAUAUGCUAAUAUUAGUAUAUAAGGUGGAAUACCUUAUUUUAAUUAUAUAAAUCCAUAGUUGAAUAAUAAAUUGGUAUUGAAUUGAUAAUAGAAUAUAUAGACAAUUAUUCCAUUGAAUUAAUUCACAUCUUGUAAAUUAUUAGGCAAGGGUAAAUUCAUAGUGGGAGAUAAAAAUAAGAAAAAAUAUAUAUUUAAAGAAAGAGAUCAUGAUGUAACUGCUUAGCAAUGGGUGAAUACUAUGAACAAAUAUAUCAAUGUUAGUCAUUUCUGA
Molecule: messenger RNA, 1533 nt
Organism: Paramecium pentaurelia
Lineage: Eukaryota; Ciliophora; Oligohymenophorea; Peniculida; Parameciidae
Source: the annotation of a GenBank genome assembly